This is a messenger RNA of Sparassis crispa, 1743 nucleotides long. RefSeq lists its product as hypothetical. Lineage: Eukaryota; Fungi; Basidiomycota; Agaricomycetes; Polyporales; Sparassidaceae. Gene Ontology annotation, biological process: amino acid transmembrane transport. Bases 1 to 1743 code for a protein of 580 amino acids. Gene Ontology annotation, cellular component: membrane. Gene Ontology annotation, molecular function: L-amino acid transmembrane transporter activity. The transcript has 14 exons. The record is from RefSeq and is a predicted model, not a curated record.
AUGACUUCUCCAUCACCCAAGGUCCCGCUAUUCGACGCUCUGAAGUCACCACGUUCACAAACCUACUCGUUGUCUCCGCGUACAUCUCGCUCCUCACACGACUCUGACGAUUCCUUGAGAGCUCUAGAAAUUUCGGAUGGACCUCUUCUGGCUGAUGCACCAAGACCGACGCGUGGCAGAGCAUACUCAAUCUCUGGCUUCGACUUCCAGCGAGAUCUUCUGCCGCUGGCUGCAAGUCUAAGUGAACCCGAAUCUCUUCACGGAGAAGCGCACGAGAAGCACAUAGGGCUUGUGAAUGGCGUCGCGCUUGUCGUCGGAUUGCAGAUUGGCUCUGGCAUCUUUUCCUCCCCGGGAGUGGUGGUUGCUAAUACCCAGAGUGUAGGCGCGAGCUUAGCGGUAUGGCUCGCGUCAGGAUUGCUCGCAUGGACAGGUGCCAGUAGCUUUGCGGAGUUAGGGUCUUCAAUACCUGUAAAUGGAGGUGCGCAGGCGUAUCUCCAGUAUUCGUAUGGCCCGCUGGUCUCGUACCUGUUCGCUUGGACAGCCAUAUCAGCACUUAAACCCGGUGGCAAUGCUGUCAUUAGUUUAAUCUUCGCUGAAUACCUUAACCGGCUCUUCUGGCACAGUACAAGCGCUGAGGUAUCUCCGGAUGACAUUCCACAGUGGGCGAUCAAACUCACCGCGGUUGCGGCGGUCCUCGUGGUCUCCAUCAUCUGUGUAGCCACACCCACUCUCGCUACGCGCACUGCUGUCGUUUUCACCACGAUUAAGAUCGUUUCGUUGGUAUCCAUUACCGUCCUUGGACUCAUCCAACUAGGUAGAGGACAUGCUUCGUCUUCGUUGACGGACCCUCUAUUCGACGGAUCGAGUACUAGCCCGUCGGCAUACGCGCUAGCACUCUAUUCUGGGCUCUGGGCAUUCGACGGCUGGGACCAAGCCAACUACGUUGGCGGGGAGAUGAAGAACCCGGAGAAGAACAUCCCCCGAGCGAUCCAUAUCAGUAUGGCUAUCGUGGCAGCACUGUUCUUACUGGCCAAUCUGGCCUACUUCGCGGUCCUGGACAAGGUGACUGUUGGACUGAGCAACACCGUUGCUCUUGAUUUCGGGCGCGCGCUAUUUGGACCUAUAGGCGGGAUCGUCUUUGCUUGUAUGGUGGCGACCUCAUGCUUUGGGGCAUUAAACGGGUCGUUUUUCACCUCCGCGCGACUUAUAUAUGUGGCUGGACGGGAAGGAUAUCUGCCCGCGUUGUUCGGUCGGAACAACAAGAAGCUCAAGACCCCGCUCAAUGCGAUGUGUUUGCAAGCUGCGCUCACAAUUACGUUUAUUGUCUUUGGUGGCGGUUUCCGGACUCUCAUCAACUUUGCUGUGGUCGCGUCUUGGGCGUUUUAUUUCCUUACUGUACUUGGAUUGGUUAUCUUACGGAUCAAAGAACCUAUGUUAGAACGACCUUAUAAGACGUGGAUCACGACACCACUUAUUUUCUGUGCUGUAUGCUUGUUCCUGCUAUGCAUGCCGGUCAUUGCAGCACCACUAGAAGCGAUGGCCGUGGUAGGCUUCGUGCUGGUGGGUAUACCAAUCUAUUACAUCACACGGAGAAACCACGGCGCGCCAACGGCGAUUUCAGCUUUCUUCUCGAACUGCUUCGCGCGAAUACGCGGCAGGCCCUCCCCGAGUUCGGGCUGGGAGGCGGUGGCGACUGAGGGAGACGAACAGGUUGAGAUGGCGCAGCAAACACGGACGUCGUGA